AGGACAGUCUGUUAUAGAACCAUCCAUGAAAGAGUCAGUGUCUUUCCAGGGAAGAAAAAAAAAUCCAGCCCCCUUCAGUCCGGUAGCCUCCUCCUCCUCCUCAGUUUAGGGCAGUUGCCAAUUUAUGAACAACGCUGGAAGGAGUAAUUGGAUGAAGGUGGACCACUGUCCUACAAAUGAAACCCGUGUCUGGUGGAGGGGACGAUUUAGCACAAGUACUAGGAUUUUAUUCUUCUUCUGAGUUUGGGUUCAGUUAAUAAACUGCUGAACACAGCUCCCCCUCUCCAUUAGAACCGCUGUAACCUCUGCAUGGUGGCAUCAUAAGCUGAAAUAAUGGAUCAAUCAAGACACAAGCAGCAGUUAGCGUUCAGCCUCCUGUUUGGGUUGUGGUUGCCUUGCUGUUUAACUGAAACCACACCGUCGAGCACCGCUACGUCAAAACCCACACUGACACCCGCACCAUCCCCAUCCCCCCGGCCUGAGAGGCUAAAGGUCAAACUGGCUGGAUAUCCUCGAAAACACAAUGAGGGGCGCAUAGAGCUGUUCCACAAGGGAGAGUGGGGAACCAUCUGUGAUGAUGACUUCACGAUAGCUAACGCCCACGUACUUUGCCGCCAGCUGGGCUUCGUCUCGGCCACAGGAUGGACCCACAGCGCCAAAUAUGGCAAAGGCCAAGGAAAAAUCUGGCUGGACAACGUGCAGUGUAACGGAGGUGAGAAGAGCAUCGAAUUCUGCAAGUCCCGUGGCUGGGGCAACAGUGACUGCACUCACGAUGAAGAUGCCGGUGUUGUCUGCAAAGAUGAGAGGAUCCCUGGCUUCGUGGACUCAAACGUUAUUGAUGCACAAGUCAAUGAGAACAAAGUAGAGGAGGUGCGACUCAGGCCUGUGGUUGCCAUGGCCAAAAAGAAGCUGCCCAUCACAGAAGGUGUGGUGGAGGUGAAACACAAAGAUGGCUGGGCACAGAUCUGCGAUGUAGGCUGGACGGUCAAAAACACCCGUGUGGUCUGCGGCAUGCUGGGGUUCCCUCAUGAGAGGAAGGUCAACAGAAACUUCUACAAACGUCUGAAAAAGCGAGCAGCUGAGAAGGUCUCCAGGCCAAAGGUUAAUGUUUCAGCCGGUGGAAGGAAGUUAUCCAAAGCUAAAGCUAUCUCUAAGCCUAAACAGAGCAGCCCUGGCAAAAGGUUGUAUUUGGAGCGUCAGAAGAACUACUUCUUCCUUCACUCUGUGGCAUGUACAGGUACAGAGGUCCACCUGGCAGCCUGCCCGCUGGAAUUCAAUAAGCCAAACACCACGUCCUCCUGCCCGGGUGGCACGGCAGCUGUCGUUAGCUGCAUGCCGGGUCCGCUGUUCAUGCAAAACAGCGGUUUGAAAAAGAAAUUAAAAAUUUCGAGCAACGUGAGGCUGAAGGGAGGCGCCAGGGUAGGCGAGGGUCGGGUCGAGGUGCUGAAAGAUAACGAAUGGGGGACAGUGUGCGAUGACCGCUGGAAUCUGCAGUCAGCCAGCGUCGUCUGCAGGGAGCUCGGCUUCGGCAGCGCCAAGGAGGCUCUGACCGGUGCCCGCCUGGGACAAGGAAUGGGUCCGAUCUACAUGAAUGAGGUGAAGUGCCUCGGCCAGGAGAAGUCCAUCUGGGACUGCCCCUUUAAAAACAUCACAUCAGAGAACUGCCAGCACUCAGAGGACGCUGCUGUUCGCUGCAGUGUGCCUUACAUGGGCCUCGAGAACUUGAUCCGAAUCACAGGAGGACGAACCCGCUAUGAGGGCCGUGUCGAGGUGCUGACCUCAGACCCUAAUGGGACGCAGAGUUGGGGUCUGAUCUGUGGUGAGAACUGGACCACCAAGGAGGCCAUUGUGGCCUGCAGGCAGCUGGGCUUGGGCUACGCCAACCAGGGCCUGCAAAUCCGGAUAGUGGGCGGCCGGAGCAGUUAUGAGGGCCGGGUGGAGGUUCAGGUUGGGUCCAAGUGGGGCACAGUGUGCAGCACAGGCUGGACCACAAAGGAAGCCAUGGUGGUUUGCAGGCAGCUAGGGCUCGGCUACUCCAUGCAUGCCAUCACUGAAACCUGGUACUGGGACAGCAGUAAUGUGACAGACAUGGUAAUGAGCGGCGUGAAGUGCACGGGAAACGAGAUGGCUCUGAGUCAGUGCCAGCAUCACAAAACUGUCAGCUGUCAGAAAGCAGCAGCAAAGUUUGCAGCAGGAGUCAUCUGCUCAGAGACGGCCUCCGACCUCGUCCUGAAUGCUUCUCUGGUUGAGGAGACGGUUUACAUCGAGGAUCGCCCUCUGCACAUGCUCUACUGCGCUGCAGAGGAGGACUGCCUGUCGAAAUCGGCUGCCAAGGCCAACUGGCCGUACGGACACCGGCGCCUGCUCCGCUUCUCCUCUCAGAUCCACAACAUCGGCCGGGCUGACUUCAAGCCAAAGGCCGGACGGCACUCGUGGGUCUGGCACGCCUGUCACGGCCACUACCACAGCAUGGAUAUAUUUACCCACUAUGAUUUGCUGAAUGCCAAUGGUACCAAAGUGGCGGAGGGACACAAAGCCAGUUUCUGUCUGGAGGACACCGACUGCCAAGACGGCAUUUCUAAACGGUACGAGUGCGCCAAUUUUGGCGAUCAGGGCAUCACCGUGGGCUGCUGGGAUUCGUACCGUCACGACAUCGACUGUCAGUGGAUUGACAUCACAGACGUCAAACCUGGAAACUACAUUAUGCAGGUUGUGAUCAAUCCAAAUCAUGAAGUGGCUGAGAGCGACUUCACCAACAACGCCAUGAAAUGCAACUGCAAAUAUGAUGGACAUCGGAUCUGGUUCCAUAACUGCCACAUUGGGGACGCAUUGAGCGAGGAGGCAGAGAGGAGAUUUGAGAAAUAUCCCGGACAGCUGAAUAACAAGAUUUCUUAAUCGCUAGUAACUUCACAGCAAUAUAGACACCAAAGUAGGGGGGCUGAAUUAAAAAAAAACAUAUGCCUCACUAACUCAGAAAGACACAAACCUUUUGUCUUGAGGUGCUAAAAUGGAUUCCCACCACACAUCUCAGAUUUGUAGUCAUUGAAGCAGCGAACGUGAAUUAUUUUACUUGAAUAUUCAAGUGGAAAUUUCUCUGUUUUUCUCUAGACUAUUCUGUUCAGAGCUGUGAGCGAUGUGUUUUUGUUCUUUUGUGACCAUAAAGAAAAAAGCUUCAAUGUUUGGGGGAUUUUUUUUUUUUUUUUUUAGCUUUCGGCCAUCUUGUUUACAGAGAUGGUUUUACACAGCUUUAAAUAAUAACACCAGCCUUCGUGUUUACAGUAUUUUGUGAAUGUAUUUAUUGCCAAUAUUGAUGUACUAAAGAAAAAUACUGGUUUGAUAAAAAGUAUUUUAAGUUCUUCGGAAUCAGUGUGAAGCCAUCUUUAGCUUUAGUGUUCGUGCUUACUUUAAUAAUCUUUCAGGGAUAAAUUCCUGGGCAAAGGCAAAAAUGAAAAAAAAAGCUACAGUUACAGUUUAGAUUCACUGUAUGUACUUUGAUGUAAUCACACCUGCUGCACCAAAUAAAACAGAGAAAGUCUGAGAGACUCA
This is a messenger RNA of Archocentrus centrarchus (flier cichlid), 3546 nucleotides long. RefSeq names its product lysyl oxidase-like 3b (gene loxl3b). Gene Ontology annotation, molecular function: protein-lysine 6-oxidase activity; copper ion binding. The coding region runs from base 334 to 2895 and encodes 853 amino acids. The transcript has 17 exons. Gene Ontology annotation, biological process: peptidyl-lysine oxidation; collagen fibril organization. The record is from RefSeq and is a predicted model, not a curated record. Lineage: Eukaryota; Metazoa; Chordata; Actinopteri; Cichliformes; Cichlidae. Gene Ontology annotation, cellular component: membrane.